UGAAGAUGCCUCAACAACCCAAGCUGUCUCCUGAUUCUCAGCCGAUUACUAUCACGCAAGAUCUGUUAAUCCUGAACAAACUCAUCCAGCCCAAAUGGCCCCCUCAACCAUUAUCCUGAUCACUGGCGCCAACGUCGGCGUCGGCUUCGCGUCCGCCAAGGUCAUCGCCAGCGCCUCGGACAAGUACCACGUCUUCGUGACGGGGCGCAGCCUCGAAAAGGCCCAGAACGCCGUCGCCAAGCUCGAGGCGACGGGCGAGCUCAAGGGCACCGUCUCGCCGCUGCAGCUCGACGUGACGGACCUCGCGUCGGUCGACGCGGCGGUCGCGGCGGUGGACGCCAAGUUUGGCCGCCUCGACGUGCUCGUCAACAACGGCGCGCUGGGCUUCAUCAAGAACGAGGCUGGCGAGGUCGACGCCGGCGCCGGCAUCGAGGAAGUCUUCCGCGUCGUGCUCGCCACCAAUGUCGCGGGGCCCUACACGGCAUCGCGCAGGUUCAGGCCCCUGCUCGCGAGGUCGGCGGACCCGCGCAUCGUCCACGUCUCGAGCGUCAUGGGCUCCAUCGCCAGCACGCCGGCCAUGGCCGAAGGGUACAAGCGCUUUGGCGAGUCCGGGAUCCCCUACGCCGUCAGCAAGGCCGCGCUCAACAUGAUCUCGGUCGUCGAGAAGACGGCGUUCCCCGAGCAAAAAACAAAGAUCUUUGUCAUGUGCCCCGGCUUCGUCGUCUCGGAGCUGCGCGGCAGCGACGAGGCCUCCCGCUCCGGCUGGGGCGGCGCCGGCGACCCGGCCGUGUCGGGCCAGACGCUGCUCACCCUCAUCGAGGGCAAGCGCGACGCGGACGAGGGCAAGGGGGUUCUGCACAAGGACGGCGUCCACCCUUGGUAGAUGGUGGCCGCUGUUGAGCCUUGCUGUUGAUUGGGGUUGGUGUUGGUUGGGAUAUUCAUCUGUCCUCUAUGGACUGCCUGAACCUUUGUUGGGUAUAUAGCAAGUAGCAUCAAGACGCGUUUUGUUUCCUCAAGUUCCGAGAGCAUAAAUCGCCCUCCUCCCUUCUAGAAGUAGCCCUUCCUCGAAGCAAGCCAUUUCUGCCAGCACUCAGG
This is a messenger RNA of Gaeumannomyces tritici R3-111a-1, 1095 nucleotides long. Its product is annotated as short chain dehydrogenase. The record is from RefSeq and is a predicted model, not a curated record. The transcript is spliced from 2 exons. Bases 95 to 883 code for a protein of 262 amino acids. NCBI's taxonomy places the organism in Eukaryota, Fungi, Ascomycota, Sordariomycetes, Magnaporthales, Magnaporthaceae.